CCCUCCUCCAUUCCCUCCGCCAUUGUUCAAAAAUCAAAGCUCCAAACUUUUCUCCUGUCCUUCCUCCCAUCCCACAACUGCGAUCCGAGAGAGAGAUCAGGAGGCGGCGGCCAUGGCGGGAGAGGUGAGCAAGGAGGAGGUAGGGAGCGUCCUCAUGCAGGCCAUGAUGGCCGCCAAGAACCUGCGCCCGCAGCGCGACCGCCUGCUGCAGCUCCAGCGCCGCCUGCAGCGCCUGCGGGCCGCCACCCCCGCCGCCGCCCCCGCGAACGCCGACGACGCCAAGCUCCGGGAGCUCGCCACGGACCUCUUCAAGGUCUACUACAUCGGCAUGGAGGCCGGCGCCCGCAUGCUGAGCACCUGCCUCGAGCUGGCCGUCAAGAACGGGGGCCGCUUCGCCAUGAACCCCUCCUUCGCCGUCAUGCCCGACGAGCAGCUCCACGACGCGCUGCUCGCGCAGCGCCUCCCGGCCCGCCCCACCACCCAGCCCGAGGCCUUGGCCCGCGUCGAGGCCGCGCUCUUCGCCGUCAAGCUGCCCGAGGAGUACCACAUCCCGCGCUGCAUCGAGCACCUCGUCGGCUCCCGCCCCUCGCACCCCGGCGGCAAGCGCGACACCGCCUCGCCGGACGGCAAGCCCAAGACGGCCAUCGACCUGGACAAGGCGCUCGACUUCCUGGACCGCGGGUGCACCAUCCUGAGCCUCGCCGUGAAGCACGUGGACCUCGCCGUCGCCGUGCUCUCCCGCUUCCUCGACCCCAAGGAGCUCGCCAGCCUCGCCGAGUUCACCGACAAGGUCACGUACAUCUCAGAGGACGGGCCAUAUCCAUCAACAGAUUAGGCAGCUCACUACUUCACCCGAUCGAUCCAGGCUGUUGACAAGCGAUUCAAGGUGGUGGGAUUGGGAACCCUUGAAUUGUUGAUCCAAGCCAUGCUCCUCCUACCAAUCAGUCUUUUCUGUUACCUAUGAUGAUCUCUAGCUACUGUACUUUAUUAUUCAGAAGACUUAUGGUUUCAGUUCAGUUUGGUCCGUCAGAUUAAUCUGCUGCUAUGCUACUAUCUGUGUUUAGCUUCAUCAGUCAGGGGUAAUGUAGUAGUGUAGUAUGGCUCUGCAUAUAUAUUAUCUGUGACUGUGAGACAAUCGAAUCGAACGUCAAAUUUGGGAUUUUGGACAUGCCACUAUGUUUUUA
Triticum urartu is the source of this 1184-nucleotide messenger RNA. RefSeq lists its product as uncharacterized. The record is from RefSeq and is a predicted model, not a curated record. Lineage: Eukaryota; Viridiplantae; Streptophyta; Magnoliopsida; Poales; Poaceae.